AUGGCGAAAAAGGAAAAAGAAAAGCCAAAUUCAAUCGAUGAGAGCACGCCCAAAUCACGACGAGGGAGUAGUGCUCGACGAGAUGACAGCAAAGAUGCCCGUGGCUCCCCUAUGCGCGACUCGCCAGAACGCUGUGAGCCAACGCCACCUGGAAAUAUUUAUGAUUUUCUUGAAUAUAGACUAGACAUGGCGGCCAAACCAAAAGACAACUCACCCGGUGUCAGCCCCAGCCCAUCAGAGGAAUCAAGACUCACAACGAAAGAUAUCAAGGCAAUGUUGUCUGGGGCGCCUCACUUUUUUCUGGAGAAGGGCAAGCAUCGUCGAUGGUAUCCCCAGGUGAUCUUCCCGUGGGAUGAGCAGAACCCGGUAAUCCAACACAUGUGGGAUCGCAAGCCAUUGCCCCAUGCAUCCUUUACUCUGAGCACACUUCACGCUCAUUUGCCGCUCCCAGACGACUGGACUGUCAAAGGCGGCGUUCCGAUUCAAGUCCUUGACUGGCGCCGAACGGGCGCUGUCAACAGGGCAACGUUUGAUGUUAGCAUCUUUGAAGUACCCAACAUGCUGUCCAACAAUGGCAAAGAACCCGGCACCGUCGGUUUCCGUCACUUUCUUGAAUUACCGGUGGCUGACGCGAUCCGAUACACUGGUCCCGAAAAGCCAAGGAACCCUCCAUAUUUACAUCAAGUCCCAACCAUGGCGGCAACCGUGGCGUUCGAUUUAAUGGAGGGAUAUAGCAAACCGUACUCACAAUGCCAAAGCGGUGCCGUGUACGAUCGACAUAGGCUCAUCUGUGAAGGCCCUGAUGCCUGGAAGCGCAUCGGAGUAAGAGAUAUCAAUCUUCGAUCGCUCGUCCAACGUUUAGAGCAUCUGCGCAAGUUCCGACAUGAAAUGCUCACAGAUGGAUCGACGAAAACAAUUUUGGAUAUUGAAAGUUCGCGCGAGUUGCACGAAAUCUUACACACACAAUUCCUUCACCCUCGCCCUCCACCUACCGACAUUAUAGGGGGUCAUCCGCAAAGCGUCAAAUCCCAGAUCAAAACUUUGGCAAUCGUGCUGGCCACACCAGGAGCAUGGAUUAAUUUCAGUCUGCCCGAAUGGCGCUUUCGGGUAGGGCAGGUCCUAUGGGAGGCUUCGUUGCAUGGCGAUGGAGACUGUCUGGACCCCAGUUCAGGUAACGAGAAAGAGCCGGGGGAUACUUUGACCAAGUCCGGGAUGGAGCGAAAGUGGUUGCUGAUCCAGCUGCUCCUCUCUGCUGAAUUGCUUCUUCGCUUGGAUGCGUUCGUCCGAGUUGGCAUGUUGUAUGAUCCGCACGGUGGUCAUAUCACGGUACAUGAGCUUGCACAAUUCGAGCAAUUGCGAGAAGGGAAGCUGAACUGGGAUCUGGUUGUUGUGCGCCGGUUCCUCAACAGUCUCAAUAUCACUUGCCCGGCGCCACAAUCAGGCCCAUCUCCAGGUGGCUCGUCAAAACCCUUAGCCACCAAGUCGCAUGAGAAAAGCCAUCGUUUUUCACUGCGUGAGACCAUCACUCGGCGUAGCUCGCCCCCUGUCGCGGAUCUACAGUCUGCUUGGGACUGUGAACUGAGCUCUUCGCAUGUUCGACAGCAGCUGGAGGGUCUGUAUGUCUUCGCAGAAAAUAUUGGAUGGCCAAAAUUGGCUGCACUGAAAGCUUCCAUGGAGCUCAAACUUGGAGAUCCUAACAAUCCGGUUCUGCCAGUUUUAGUCGUCGAUGACAGGUGGGGACGGGAGAAAAUAUCCAAGGAGAUGUUACUGGCCAAGGAGGAUAUGUACACACGAAACCCCUGUCGCCGAUGCGUCAAGCUUUGUAGCUCUGGCGAUCCACAGUCUAAAACUUUAGGCUGGAUCUCGCGCUCCUGGCUCUCCGGGUUCGUGAUACCCGGAGAGGGGAUCAGCCACCUUCUCAUGGCGACACUCCUUGAGAAUGACGCCGAUGCACUGGAUCAACUGGGCUCGAUUGCCAACCUCUAUGGAGGAUUCGUUUAUGGCGGACGGAGUUGGUGGAGCAAAGCAUGCGUUGUCGGGCGUGUCUUGUCUAGUUCAACGGGAGCUAAGACAUGCAUGGGGUGGAUCAGCAGCGACCUCAUGCCGCGCGAUGCGAUUACACGCGAAAUAUUUAAAUGUGGAUGGCUCGAAGUCCCAGUUGAAGAGGUUCCGCAGAUCUCGAGCAAGCCUCGAAUCAAGCACGGAGCUAGGCUUGCGAUGGAAUCGACACCGCUAGGCAUGGGAGAUAUCACAGCAGAGGCCUUUACACUCCCAAUGGAGAACCCAGAGCCGAGUGCGACAACCAAGGUGCACAUCGAAGGGCUGACUCUAUCGGUCGAUGAUUACAGGCCUCCCAACGGGAACGGCAUUACACCUGCUGAGGCAUCCAUGUCGUUCUCGAUCGGAGACGCAGAUACUGGUAGAGUUUCGACUACAGUUUGUUUCCCCCUCAAAUAUAAUGUGCGCUUCAUCUCCGCCCAUGAGUGCUGUCCACCAUUGGGGGUCGCGUCUCAUAAGUCAUCCGACCGCGUGAAAAGUGAAACCCAACAGCCUACGAGACCCGUGUCCAAGUGCACACGUCUACCAGGCCAUCCUCUGCACAUCUCUUAUCGAUACAAGUAUGUUUCGUUGGACUCCCUUUCCUCUACCCCGGCGCCGCAAUCGACAUCGUCGCAAGGCUCGGAGACAGCUCAAGGCCCGGAGAUUAUUGUCAUCGACGCGCGGGGCAGCCGAGACAGGGAAACGUUUGCUCGGGCGUGGUGUGCUGCUGUUGGAUGUCAUGCGAUCAUAAGUCGGUCCGGGGGAACUCGUGUGACAUGUUGUGUCGCGUGUUCAAUCAGGCAAGCGAGAGCCAUUGACACAAUGGUUGUGGUGCGUGUGGGCGAAUGA
Molecule: messenger RNA, 2889 nt
Organism: Penicillium mononematosum
Lineage: Eukaryota; Fungi; Ascomycota; Eurotiomycetes; Eurotiales; Aspergillaceae
Exons: 1
Coding region: 1-2889 (962 amino acids)
Source: RefSeq, a predicted model, not a curated record